GUCUGCUGGGAAUACAAGAUCUUUCCAAACCAGACUAUGGAGACCCAGUUCACCUUCACCCUGGUGAUAUUCCAGUGUUUUGGGCCUGUGGAGUAACAGGAGUAGAAGCAGUCAUCAACUGCAGAGCACCAUUAGCUUUUACUCAUUCUCCUGGCUGUAUGUUCAUUACCGACCUAAAGAAUGACAAUGUCACAGUCACAUCCUCAAGAGAAGCCCCACAAGUCUACUGCAUUUCUCAAGAUCCUCUGCAUUAUAGUAUUGUGUCAGCAGAAGCAGCCCAGAAGAUAAAGAAUCUGGAGGCACUAAUUGGAAUAGAUCCAGGAGAUCGGGGUGUGAGUCAUCUGUGGCGCCAAGAGGAGCUGCUGAAGGCUUGCCUGUCCCUCUCCCAUGCUCGGGCAGUGCUGAUAACAACGGGAUUUCCUACCCACUUCACUUACGAGCCACCAGAAGAGAACGAUGGGCCCCCGGGAGCCCUCGCUAUUGCGGCUAUAUUGCAGGCCUUGGAGAAAGAGGUUGUCAUAGUAACAGAUCAGAGAGCCAUGAAUCUGACUAAAAAGAUUAUUGAAGAGGCUGUUCAACUAGGAAUCCUGAAGAGACCUGUCCCUGUAUUUUGUUAUCAACGGGAAAAUGCUGAUUCAGCUUUAAUGUUUUUGUGUGAGAAUGGGAAUCCUGGAAGACCUAGAUUUGAUCACCUGAUAGCAAUAGAACGUGCUGGGAUGGCUGCUGAUGGCAAUUAUUACAAUGCCAGGAAAAUUAACAUUAAACAUCUCGUGGAUCCCAUAGAUGAACUAUUUUUAGCUGCACAAACCAUUCCAGGAGUCACGACAACAGGUGUCGGAGAUGGAGGAAAUGAAUUAGGAAUGGGCAAGGUAAAGGAUGCUGUAAAGAAGCACAUAAAAAAUGGAGAUGUUAUAGCUUGUGAUGUUGAAGCUGAUUUCACUGUUGUUGCUGGAGUCUCUAACUGGGGAGGCUAUGCCAUUGCUUGUGCUCUGUAUGUUCUCAACACUUGUGAAACACAUGAGCGCUAUCUGAGGAAAGCUGUUGGGUUUCCACGGCUGUCCAAGAAGGAGGUGUGGCUAUCGGCACUUCCUUCAGUUACCAAGGAAGAAAAGCUUCUGAAAACACUUGUGAAGCACGGAAUCCGCAGUGGAAAAACGGCCAGCCUAGAAAUGGAAGUGGAUGGGCUGCCCUUCUACAAUACCCAUUCACUUCUGAUUGAAAAGCUGCUGCAAGAAGUGCAGCAGUGACUGCCCCCAAUGAUUUCUAUAUCAAGAGUUGCUCCUGUGUUAUGUCCUUAUUCCCUCAGCUCUCACAAGGUAUAAAAGAUCAGAAAAA
Messenger RNA from Merops nubicus (carmine bee-eater), 1335 nucleotides. RefSeq names its product chromosome unknown open reading frame, human C14orf159 (gene DGLUCY). Gene Ontology annotation, molecular function: D-glutamate cyclase activity. The transcript is spliced from 8 exons. Lineage: Eukaryota; Metazoa; Chordata; Aves; Coraciiformes; Meropidae. Gene Ontology annotation, biological process: glutamate metabolic process. The annotation marks the transcript as partial. The record is from RefSeq and is a predicted model, not a curated record.